Penicillium macrosclerotiorum is the source of this 933-nucleotide messenger RNA. RefSeq names its product putative C2H2 finger domain protein. The transcript is spliced from 4 exons. Bases 1 to 933 code for a protein of 310 amino acids. Gene Ontology annotation, biological process: regulation of transcription by RNA polymerase II. The record is from RefSeq and is a predicted model, not a curated record. Gene Ontology annotation, molecular function: DNA-binding transcription factor activity, RNA polymerase II-specific; RNA polymerase II cis-regulatory region sequence-specific DNA binding. Gene Ontology annotation, cellular component: PcG protein complex; transcription regulator complex. NCBI's taxonomy places the organism in Eukaryota, Fungi, Ascomycota, Eurotiomycetes, Eurotiales, Aspergillaceae.
AUGGCUCCUGGCAAUGGACGCGAUUUCAACUGUUCCUGGGAGCAUUGCGGCAAGUCGUUCAAUCGCAAGUCAGAUCUCUGCCGUCACUAUCGCAUCCACACCAAUGAGCGACCCUAUCACUGCAACGUCAAAGAUUGCAAUAAGAGCUUCAUUCAGCGCAGCGCCUUAACCGUGCACUCGCGGACACAUACGGGCGAAAAGCCGCAUGUGUGUGACCACGAGGGUUGCAUGAAAGCCUUUUCAGAUUCCUCGAGUCUGGCACGCCAUCGAAGAAUUCAUACCGGCAAGCGACCAUAUAUCUGCCAGGAACCGACCUGCGAACGAAGCUUCUGCCGCAAAACUACCCUCACGAAACAUCAGCACCGCUCCCACCCGCCCGGGUCUUUGACACGACCUUCCUCGGAAGACGCGACUUCGGAGCACUCUUACCAACAUCACACCCCGGUGGCCGUGUCAAUUCCGAACGGGAACGACCAGUACCUUCUGGCGCAGCAACCCUAUUAUCAGAAUUCUGCGACGCCCAACCAUGAGUUCUACUCACCACAGAGUGUCCCGAUCGGUUCCGUCCCGGUUCAUGAUGGCGCAACCCCGAUUGUGACCCAAAACGUCCCCGUCACCUCACCGAUGAGCCUACCGCACGCCCCGCAGCAUGCGCCGCAACAUCAUCAUCCACCGCACCCGCCGCCCCACCCCCAACAACAUCAACAGCAGCAGCAACAGCAGCAAUACAUCCAGAUGAUGCAGCGCUAUGAACAAACCCCGCGCACCAACUAUAUUCCGCCAGAGUACCACCAGCCCUCCUACCCGGGCCACCAGAUCCCCGAGGGACAGCCUAUGAUGGUGGGAUAUCAUCCCAAUUUCCAGUACAAACCCCCAACCCGGAUUUUGAAUCAACCGGAGGGGACUGACUGGGGUUUCUUGGGGGUAGGUUAA